This is a messenger RNA of Sus scrofa (pig), 4309 nucleotides long. It is a transcript of the gene POLDIP3, whose product is annotated as DNA polymerase delta interacting protein 3. The record is from RefSeq and is a predicted model, not a curated record. Gene Ontology annotation, molecular function: mRNA binding. Lineage: Eukaryota; Metazoa; Chordata; Mammalia; Artiodactyla; Suidae. Gene Ontology annotation, biological process: poly(A)+ mRNA export from nucleus. Gene Ontology annotation, cellular component: nuclear speck; nucleus.
GAGUAAGGCAACCUCAUGGUUCCUAGUCGGAUUCGCUAACCACUGAGCCACGCCGGGAACUCCUGUCUUGUUUUUCUUUGUAUCUCUAAAGCACCUAAUUCAGAAUGGACCUUCAGUAAUUGUUAGAACUAAACUGUGUUUUCUUCCUAAAUUGAUCUCAGCACAUAGAUUCUAACCCAGAGACCCCAUGGAUUAAAAUCCACUUUAGAAUAAUCCAAGGCUUCCCUUGUGAGCCUGAAUCCUUUGGCGUGGACAUCUGUCCAGAGUUAGCUGCCACUCUGUCCUCCACAGGCACAUCCAAGAGGAUGAGGCAUUCCUAGCCCCAGACAGACCCUCCCUGGUCAUUAUAUGUAUAUUAGGUUCCAGCAGAGGGGUGAGGGGAGAAUGAGGGAGACAGCCCAGCCUCCAGGGGGCUGUUUGCCCUCUCACCCACACCACUCUUUUGGGACCUGGUGGAGUUUCUGGUGAGAGUUUGGAAACAGUGCACAGUUGCCCUGUUUCAGGUGAUGGGGUGGGGCAGUUAAGGGACUUGCUCAAAACCUCCCCCUCUCCCCCUCCCAAACAGUUACUGAGGCCAGAAGGGCAGAAUGUGUUUUGAAAACAUCAGAUAGUCUGCAGUGGGAAGAGAGGCUGCAGGCAGUAGGGGCCACACUAGGGGUUCCACUGAGGGGUUGGGCUUUAUUAGGGAGCCUUUAGCAGUUCUUGGAGCAGGAGGAUAACAUAAUUGGGUCUAUGUUUUAGAGACCUACCCCUAGCAGGAAUGUUUAUUUGAAAAAUUCCUGAUGACUAAUGCCUGCCUUAUAACCAGUACUGCUGCCUGCUGGGAUGAAUAGCUGUCUUUUCAUGCAUCGAGAGGAACAGUCAUUAUAAAAAGCCUGAACACUGAAACCCCCUAAAGCUGCUCAUGAAAGGAGUGGAAAGAACUGGUGUAACCAGGGACCUGAAUGUAUGGAGUUGAGGGAAUUUUUAUUUGCAGCCUCAACGCCAGACCAGGAGUUGGAGGUAUCCGAUCUCGUGUCGGGAUCCAACAGAGCCUUCUCAGCCAGCCAGCACGCACCGCCACCUUCCAGCAGAGAUUUGAUGCCCGGCAGAAGAUUGGCCUCUCAGAUGCCCGGCUCAAGCUGGGAGUCAAAGAUGCCCGGGAAAAGCUUUUACAGAAAGAUGCCCGGUUCCGGAUCAAAGGGAAAGUGCAAGAUGCCAGAGAGAUGCUGAACUCCCGCAAACAGCAGAGCACAGUGCCCCAGAAGCCCCGCCAGGUGGCUGAUGCCCGGGAGAAGAUCAGCCUGAAGCGGAAUUCUCCUGCUGCCUUCAUGAGCCCACCCAUCGGGACAGUGACCCCUGCUCUAAAGCUCACUAAAACCAUCCAGGUUCCACAGCAGAAGGCCAUGGCACCAGUUCAUGCCCAUCCUGCUGGAAUGAGGAUCAAUGUCGUCAAUAACCACCAGGCCAAACAGAAUUUAUAUGACCUGGAUGAAGACGAUGAUGUAGCUCCCAUUCCUAGUAAACAGAUGAAAUUUGUAGCCCCGGGCAACUUUCUCCACCAUGUGGCUGGGCUGAGCAGUUCCAAGCUUUCCAUGUCCAAGGCCCUUCCUCUCACCAAAGUGGUUCAAAAUGAUGCAUACACAGCUCCUGCUCUCCCUUCCUCUGUUCGAACAAAAGCCUUGACCAACAUGUCCCGGACUCUAGUGAACAAGGAGGAGCCCCCCAAAGAACUGCCGCCUGCUGAGCCUGUCCUCAGCCCUUUGGAAGGUACCAAGAUGACGGUGAAUAAUCUGCACCCUCGAGUCACCGAGGAAGACAUUGUUGAGCUUUUCUGUGUGUGUGGAGCCCUGAAGAGGGCUCGGCUGGUCCAUCCUGGAGUAGCAGAGGUGGUCUUUGUGAAGAAGGACGAUGCCAUCACCGCGUAUAAGAAGUAUAACAACCGGUGUCUAGACGGGCAACCAAUGAAGUGCAACCUGCACAUGAAUGGGAACGUUAUCACCUCAGACCAGCCCAUCCUGCUACGGCUGAGUGACAGCCCCUCAGUGAAAAAGGAGAGUGAGCUGCCUCGCAGGGUGAAUUCUGCCGGCUCAUCCAACCCUCCUGCCGAAGUGGACCCUGACACCAUCCUGAAGGCGCUCUUCAAGUCCUCAGGGGCCUCUGUGACCACACAGCCCACAGAAUUCAAAAUCAAACUUUGAGCAGGGGAGCGCGACAGCCAGAGCGGGGGCAGAGGAGGGUGGCUCUGUUUCCCAAAGCAAAGCGUGUGACCAAUGGGCCGUCGGACUGGAGGCCCCUGAGUGUGGGAAGGGUCGCCAGGGGUAAAGAGCUUCCUCACUGGACGGUACCCGCCUUUCUGUGUUGUGUUCUACCCUGUGCUCUUCUCUGUGUUAACAUUUCCUUGUAGUACGUUUUUUCUCUCUCCGCCUCAUCACCAAGGUAGGCUUGUGUCGCUCAGAGUGUUCCCCUAACUUCCACCCCAACUUGAUUUUUUAAUCUGGAAAUAGUGCCCUAAAUUCCCUGGGUGGCUUUCUUGUGACCCCAUGGAAUGCAGGGCAGGGGCUGGUGGAAGGAUGCUGCUUUCUGUUUGCAAGGGUGAGGGGGUGACCCCCUUUCUCAUUUGAACUUUUCAAACAAAGCAGGGAGUGCAAGCCCCUGCCACUGUAAUGGGAACCAGGUCAGCUCAGGAGCUGCGCCGCUCGCUCUCCUGGUCGCUGGAGGUGGCCUAGGUGGGGGGUCAGGCCACAAGGCCCCCUGUCCUCUUACCACAGUUGGCUCCAGACCAGACUGGUCUAGAGAGGGCCCUAUGGCAAAGUAAAGGGAAGAGUGCACCCCUAGCUCUUGGUUUGGGGGGCCCAUGUUAUCUGAGGCAACCCAGAGGAAGUUCUUCGCGUUCACAUUUCCCCCCCCUCGCGUUAUGCCAGGUUCUCCACCCCAGCUCUCUUGGCCUUCUGGGUAUCACUGCUAGAAGGGGCUUGGUUGUUCGCCCUCCCAUUUCUCACCCAGCACACACACUCUGGUUUGGGUGCAAAUGCCAGCUCUCCACUAGUUGGAUUUUUCAGUGCAUCUCCCUCCCGUUCUGUGACACUGUGGAUCAGGGAGGUUAUUUGAAGGGGAGACAUUGACUUGCUUCUAGAUUUUUUCUGGCCUCAGGUGCAUACAAGACAAUAGUCAGGGAUCCUGAAAGGCAGCAUAUAUCCAGCAGCCACCAGGCAGCACUGUCUCCACUGUUGGGAGUGACCCAUCCAUCUGUGACCUGAGGGUUCUUUUCCUACCUUGGCAGUUGCGGGAGGGGAGCGGUGGAUGGUGUGGAGGGAGUUGAGAGAGCAGAGCAGCUUUUCCAGGUGAGCUGCUGGGUUGUUCCCUCAGCAGGGUUCCAGGCAUUCAGGGCAAAAGGGUAGAACCCCGGGGCAGCCCCUGAGUAGCAAGACAGCAUUGCUCCCCAUCCUCCUCCGCUUCCUGCUGGUUUAUUAGGACUGUAAGGGGAAUCCAGCCUGGCAAAGCUGAGUGGUGGGGAGCAGGAUCCUGGGGAGGGGGGUGGGGGCUACAGAUCAGUAGCAGGUGGUAUGAAAGGCACAAGCCAAGAAAGUGUGGAGAGGACCUGAGACACUAAGAGCCUCUGGUGACCUGCUUGGGGCCAGCCCAGUGAAGCACAACCUAGCAGCUCAUGUUGCCGCAGGGUUAAAUCUGUCGAGCAGGAGGGACCCAGGGUCAGAGCCCAUUUCAGUCCUCCAGCUCUGAGGUUGUCCAGACCUGGGAAGUCCAAGGAAUGGGCCUGAUGAUGCUCCACUUCUGGUUCUUUAAAGAAUGCUGCUGUUGUUUCCGUCUUCCCCUUUGAACUUGAGCAGCUGGAAAACAUUCCUCCUAUGCUUUCCCCUUCUUGGCCCCAGAGAGCACCCACAAGACAGUAGGAUGUGGUUUCUCAGGUCAGGGGACAGUCCAGUCACUGCUUGGGCUCUGCUUCCAGUAGGGACAGUAAGAAUCCUGCCUGCAUGGCUUUUCUCUCCCGUCCCCCCUCCAGUCCCAUGCCAGGCUGCUCUGGUUCUGACAGGGCCUCACUGAGCCCUGCCACAGCCACCUGGCCAUCUGGACCCUGUCCUCUGGGUAGCCACAUGGUACCUUGCAGGGUAGGGCCUGUUUGUCUCCCCUGUUGUACAGGGUGUCAUCGUGGGGAACAGAAGAGAAGGUGGCGGGCCAGUCCUUGUGUCCCUCUCCACCUCCCACUCCCGUCCAUUCCCCAUCCGCGUCUUGUAUUCAGAAGGAGAGGAAGAGGCAUCAAGGGAUGGAGGAAACUGUGUUACCCAUUUCUGAAUAAACGUUUGUUAUUCCU